AUGCCUCAAGAUAACUGGGCCAUUUUUAUGAAGACACUCGGCAGCGAGGCUGCGGCCACAAACCCCCAGGGCGCUCAGCCAGUCAUCAUAUUCCAACAGCCCCAGCAUUGCCCUUCAAAGAUGGCGGCUGCCUGGAACAUUGCACUCAUUGGCACCCAUCCUGCCUCUGCGGGUUGUGGGGUCGGUGGUGUAAUGGUCGAUUUUGCCUCUGAGCGGGCGGGAACGGAUGAUGUCUGGGUGUACACCACCUAUGAGACACGAAUGCCAUUUUACCUGAAACGGGGAUUCGUGCAUUGCCAGACCAAGCGUGCUCCGGACCUGUAUGGCGGCGAUGCCGAUGAGUUUGUUAUGUUCCGUGCAGCAGUUCGUGAUAGUUGA
Apiotrichum porosum is the source of this 378-nucleotide messenger RNA. RefSeq lists its product as uncharacterized. Lineage: Eukaryota; Fungi; Basidiomycota; Tremellomycetes; Trichosporonales; Trichosporonaceae. The coding region runs from base 1 to 378 and encodes 125 amino acids. The transcript has 3 exons. The record is from RefSeq and is a predicted model, not a curated record.